Alosa sapidissima (American shad) is the source of this 1245-nucleotide messenger RNA. It is a transcript of the gene cbln1, whose product is annotated as cerebellin 1 precursor. The record is from RefSeq and is a predicted model, not a curated record. Gene Ontology annotation, cellular component: glutamatergic synapse; synaptic cleft. Gene Ontology annotation, molecular function: protein binding. Lineage: Eukaryota; Metazoa; Chordata; Actinopteri; Clupeiformes; Clupeidae. The coding region runs from base 445 to 1014 and encodes 189 amino acids. The transcript has 3 exons.
UUUUGUGUUUCGAGUCUAAUAUCUCACAUAUCAAUAAUUCAGCGCGAGAGAAGACGGACCGCGCGCUAUGUAUUCAACUGCGUGUCGACUGAACAAGGGCCUCGCUCCACUUCUGACCGUUUAUUCCUACCCCAAGUGAGGUCAGGGGAAGAGGCGCACAAUCCAUGAGAAAAGAAGUAAACUGAUAGGAACAGCAGAAAUUGUCUGAAAAGGGGGGAAAUACACAACCAACAUUCCGCUUCUGCCAUCUUCCAGAUACGAAGAAGCAUAGGGAAAAACGCAGGAACAAAUACGCCUGUCAUUGAAGUGAUAUACAUACACUAAGUUGUUUAUUGUAGGACUAUCCCAUUGCUUGGCUUCGCCAUACAGGCAUCGAAGAGAACUUAAGUGUACAAUUGUUUUGGUCCUGGGUUUUGAAAUCAAGUGCUGAUUGAAGUUGCCGUGAUGCUGCCGUUUCUGCUGGGUACGUUGUGGCUGGCGUCGCUGGCCAGCGCACAGAACGAAACGGAACCCAUCGUACUCGAGGGGAAAUGUCUAGUGGUCUGCGACUCUAAUCCCACGUCCGAUCCAACCGGGACUGCACUUGGAAUAUCGGUGCGUUCCGGGAGCGCAAAAGUGGCUUUUUCUGCAGUCAGAAACACCAACCACGAGCCCUCGGAGAUGAGCAACCGGACGAUGGUCAUCUACUUUGAUCAGGUGCUUGUGAACGUUGGUAAGAAUUUCGAUGAAGAGAAGAGCUAUUUCAUCGCCCCGCGGAAAGGGAUAUAUAGUUUUAAUUUCCACGUAGUGAAAGUCUAUAACCGCCAGACGAUCCAGGUAAGCCUAAUGCUGAACGGCUGGCCGGUGAUCUCAGCGUUUGCGGGCGACCAGGACGUGACGCGCGAGGCUGCCAGCAACGGUGUCCUGAUGCAGAUGGAGAAGGGCGACCGCGCCUACCUGAAGCUGGAGCGUGGCAACCUGAUGGGCGGCUGGAAGUACUCCACCUUCUCAGGCUUCCUGGUUUUCCCACUGUAGAGGAGGAACGAGCCGGAACAACGGAGAGACGGAGGGAGAGAGGGAUGGAGGGAGGCAUGGAGAGAAGGCUGGAUGGAUGGAUGAAGAGCCACCUGGAUGAAGGACUAUUGCUUCUCAGCACGCUGGCUUGAGAAAAAGUGGAGAGAGGGAGAGAGCACACGAGAGAGAGAGAGAGAAAGAGAGAGGGAGAGUGAUUGACUAUGAGAAUAAUGAAAGUAGUGUAUUUAGAGA